CCGAAACAACAGAUUAGGUUGGGACAGUUGAAUACUCGGUACUCUUCAAUGGAUUUCUGUUAAAGGCUCAAAGGGUCUUCGUAACCGACCAAAAAACUCUUCUGAACGACACGUACUUCAACAAAAGUAGCAUGAAUUUCUCUGAGGUUGUCAAGCAGUCCAAUCAAGUGUGCAAAGUUUCUCCAGAUGGCAAAUAUUUGGCCACCUGUGUUCAGUACCGCCUGGUUGUCCGUGAUUUCAACACUCUUCAGAUUGUGCAUCUGUACACAUGCCUGGACCAAGUGAUGCACAUGGAGUGGUCUUCCGACUCUCUGUUCAUCCUUUGUGCCAUGUAUAAGAGAGGACUUGUGCAGGUAUGGUCUCUAGAGCAGCCGGACUGGCAUUGUAAGAUAGACGAGGGUUCAGUUGGGCUAGUUUCAUCACGCUGGAGUCCUGACGGACGUCACAUACUCAACACCACUGAGUUUCAUGUAAGUAUGAAGAUUUGGUCCCUCUGCACAAAAUCUGUAUCCUACAUCAAGUAUCCUAAAGCCUGCCAGAAAGGUAUGGACUUCACUGCAGAUGGCCGUUAUAUGGCGCUGGCGGAGCGACGGGAAUGUAAAGACUACAUUAGUGUGUUUGUGUGCGAUGACUGGCAUCUUCUCCGACAUUUUGAGAGUGAAACUCAAGAUCUGGCAGGUCUUGAGUGGUCCCCUAAUGGCUGUGUGCUUGCGGUGUGGGAUAGCUGUCUUGAGUAUAAAAUGUUAUUAUAUUCGCUGGAUGGUCGCCUGUUGUCCUCCUACAGUGCUUAUGAGUGGUCUCUAGGCAUUAAAUCUGUCGCUUGGACUCCCAGCAGCCAGUUCCUGGCCAUUGGCAGUUAUGAUGAGAAAGUUCGAAUCCUGAAUCAUAUAACCUGGAAGAAGCUCACAGAGUUUGAACAUCCAGCCAUCAUCAGCAACUCCAAAGCAGUGUUAUUUAAGGAAAUGGAGAAAAGAGCUGUUGUUGGUAGUGAGGAUCUUUCUAUUCAUCAGUUGACUGUGGGUAACUCUCUCUUCAGUACACAGAGCAAAUAUGAAAUCACACAACUGCCAGCCAAAGUUUCAGUGGUCAAGCCGGAUCCAGAUCGUGCCAACCCAAAAAUCGGCAUCUCUGCAAUGGCUUUCAGUGCAGAUAAUCGCUAUCUUGCUACAAAGGAUGAUAACAUGCCACAAAGUGUGUGGGUGUGGGACAUGCAGAGACUCGGUCUGCUGGCGGUUCUGGAACAAACGGCUCCUGUUCGCUGCUUUGUCUGGGACCCACGCAAACCUCGACUGGCUCUCUGCACCGGAAACUCCAAAGUUUAUCUGUGGUCACCAGCUGGCUGUGUGUCUGUUAAUGUUCCAGUGGAAGGCAGUUUUCAGGUGCAGUCUCUGUUCUGGCACUGCAGUGGAAGCUCACUCAUCCUGCUUUCGAAAGAGCAGCUCUGUCUCUGUUACAUGGACACAGAGGAGAAAUAGACCAAAGCAAUUCAUCAGACUUAAAUUUCACAAUAUAGGACCAGUUUCUGCUGAUCAACUGCUCCCAUGAGAGUAGAAGAGACUCGUAUAAGAGAUCUGGUUUCCAAAGAACACUAGGAAAUACACUGUGUGUGCCUGCAAAAAUACCUCAGCACUUGCGAUGUGGAUUUGAAGUUUUCAGGUGGGAUUUUUACUGAAUUGUUUCAUCUUAAAUUUAAUUUGACAAAAUAAUGAAAUGAAAAGUUAAAUAAUAAAUCAACAUGAUGAAAAUUGUCAAUACAGCACAUGCUACAAGAGCUGGUACAUUCUGUGAUUGUCCACCUAUAGUUGUUAUCCACUGCUAAAAUCAGUCUUGCUCUGUUCCUGCUUUGUUCUCAAGCAGGAUAUUACCUAGCAGAGAGGUUUAACAAAUAUGAAUGAUUCUACAACAGUAGUCCAGUGCAUAUGAACUGAUGCAUUCACUCAGAUCUGUCUUGAUGGCCUUAGACAAGAUACAUAGGUUUUACAUAUGCUUCAUGAAGGACCAAACAUUUCAUUAGAAAUGCAUCAAACGUAUGUCACUUGAGAUUUACAGUGAUUUUGAAGAUGUAUUUUUUAAAAUUAAUGUCAGUUGUGAAUGUGAGGCUUUAUGAGGAUAAUGUCUGUUGUAUUAGAAUGUCUGUAUUUGUAUUACCAGGUUUCCAUGUAUGUUUGGAAGCUAGGAUUAUUUUUAUUUUUUUUAUAAAAUUAGAGCCAUUUGUAAUAAAGUUUCUACAUUGAUGUUUCUCUUAGUAAUUUAUAUAUAUAUAUAUAUAUAUAUAUAUAUAUAUAUAUAUAUAUAUAUAUAUAUAUAUGCACCGAUCAGCUAUAACAUUAAAACCACCUGCCUGAUACUAUGUAGGUCCCCCUCGUGCCGCCAAAAUAACGCCAACCCGCAUCUCAGAAUAGCAUUCUGAGAUGCUAUUCUUCUCAUCACAAUUGUAGAGAGUGGUUAUCUGAGUUACUGCAGACUUUGUUAGCUCGAACCAGUCUGGCCAUUCUCUGUUGACCUCUCUCAUCAACAAGGCAUUUCAGUCCACAGAACUGCCGCUCACUGGAUGUUUUUUGUUUUUGCACCAUUCUGAGUAAACUCUAGAGACUGUUGUGUUUGAAAAUCCCAGGAGAUCAGCAGUUAAAGAAAUACACAAACAAGCCCAUCUGGGACCAACAAUUUAUAUUUUGCACUUGAUAUGUUUAACCGUUACAGUGAUAAAGUAGACAUUAGGCUAGCUAUUAAGCCUUUCAGUACAGUAAAGUAAAAAAAAAAAAAAAAACAUUUUGUCUCCAUAAAAUAAUCCCCCAAACAGCUGUCAAUAUCUAACAAAAAUAAUAUAUUUAAUUUCAACUGUCAUUUAUCACUGUUUAUUAAUUGCAAUGACACAAUCAUCAGAGAUGGACCAGUCAAAAGUAGUUUCUAACAAUGGCAUCCCUUAUUGCACGUCCAGUCAGUCACUCAUUCUGAGAGGAUGCCGGGUUUGGUCUGGGUCUUCAGCAGGCUCAGGUGCAUCAUAAACAUCAUCACAGAGAGGGACAUUUAGCCUUUUUAUGAUUUAAAAUGCAUGUUCAAUAUAUCCACCAUGUAUUGUGAAUAAUGUAUAUUUGUUUGUUUUUAUUUAUUUGUUGUGGGUCAGAUGAGGUGUCUGACUGUUUAAAAGAAACUGAAAAUGGAAGGGGAUGUUUGUAUUGUUUUAUUGUGAUGUUUUCUGUCUCUUCAAAUAAAAACACUUAAAGUGACCCCAUGCUGGCUAUUCUACCUGUUGUUCUUUACAUAGCUAGUAGCCUACAUUGUGAUAUGUAGUCCCAUUUAGAGCACUGGUAAUCCAGAUUUGGUAAUCUUGAAAAGAUUGUAUCUGGAUCAGGGUGAUCCAAUCCAAUAUUGCUUUGAAAAACCAGCACAAAUGUAAAAUGGAUUACCUGAUCCUGGAUAGCAAAACAUGGGAUUUCCGAAUCCAGAUCAUUCUUAUCCAGAUUAAACUUUUUGAUCUACUGGGCCCUAGGAUUUUCACACAGCAGUCUCUAGAAUUUAGU
This is a messenger RNA of Myxocyprinus asiaticus (Chinese sucker), 3521 nucleotides long. Its product is annotated as WD repeat-containing protein WRAP73-like. The coding region runs from base 132 to 1475 and encodes 447 amino acids. Gene Ontology annotation, cellular component: mitotic spindle; microtubule organizing center; MWP complex. Lineage: Eukaryota; Metazoa; Chordata; Actinopteri; Cypriniformes; Catostomidae. The transcript has 13 exons. Gene Ontology annotation, biological process: microtubule anchoring at mitotic spindle pole body; protein localization to mitotic spindle pole body; mitotic sister chromatid segregation. Gene Ontology annotation, molecular function: protein binding. The record is from RefSeq and is a predicted model, not a curated record.